GGACAAUAUUGAAGAUCUCAACAUUUUAUUAUUGAAAAUCAGAGAGUGCAAAGAUUUAUCAAUCAUGUUAGAUUGUAGAUAACAUUGCAGUUAAACUAUAUUUAAUGACUAUUUUCAGAAAAAGGAUAUUUCAAUGUUACAAGAUAAUUUGAAACCGUUCCUCACCGUUACUGAAAAAAUGACUGUCAAUAUAACCUUAUUUUCUGAAAAAGUUGAUCAAAAUUUUCAGAAAAUGAUCUGUCAAUGUUACCAACUGAAACCGAAAAUCAGCUGGUCUACCUGCUACUGUUAAAGUGGUUAAGUAUCAAUUAUUAAUAAGCCGCCGGUGGAUAGGUUGGAAAGAAAAGGUAAGAAAUGGUCUCAGUAGAGAAAGACGCAAUGAAAUCAAAAGUCCUUUUGCAAUUCCUUAAUAGCUUGAGAAAACGAGGUUGUUAAACAAUUCUUACAAUGGGUGUCCGUGGCUUGAGGUCAUUUAUACGUGAAAAACGGGACAAGUUUCUAAUCGAUUUCAAACUGCAAAAUACCAAGUUAAUAAUUGAUGGUUCGAAUUUGCUUUACUUUCUUCAUUUACACUAUGAAGAUGAAAAUGUGUAUGGUGGAAAUUAUGACCACUUUUCCAAAAGAUGUAAAGACUUUUUCAAAACUUUAUUAAAAUGUAACAUUACACCAGUUGUCGUUUUUGACGGAGCGGACGAUCCGGAUAAUAUGAAAUUAGACACAAUUUUGAAACGCUUGGACGAGCAUUUUAAAAAAGUCAAUAAGUGGCAAAAGACGGAAGAACUACUGCCAAUUCUAUCAAAAAUAACUUUAUGCCAGAUUCUCGAGGAACUGAGUAUUCCACACAUGGCCUGUGUGUAUGAGGCUGAUAAAGAAAUUGCAGUUCUAGCGAAUAAAUAUGAAUGUCCAGUCUUGAGCGACGACAGCGAUUUCUACGUAUAUAGUUUAAACAUGGGUUCGAUAUCAAUGGCAUGUAUGGUUGAAUCAGAACGGCGUGAUUUAGCUGGCAGAUUUUACUUACCAGUCAAGCUUUACAAACGCAAACUUGUCUUAAAGGAAGUGUUCCAUAUGGAAAAUGAUGAAUAUAUGUUUCCAGUCUUCGCAACAUUGGUAGGAAAUGAUAUUUUUGAUCCAUCAAAUAUUACACUCUCUAAUCCGAAAAAUCCACGUGACAAGUUAAGCUGUGCCACUAGAAAUUUACGUAAACUCCUAGAGUGGAUUUGUACAGUUGGGUUUGAAAGUGGAGAAAUAGCACUUGACCACAUUUCUAGACAGAUGUCUCAAGAAGAAAGAAAGCAAUUCCAAACGUCUGUCCAUUCAUAUCUAGCCAUCGCUGAAUUUUCCAUUUUUGAUUUAGAAGCAUUUCUUAAAAAUAGUCAAAUUGGAAAUAUUGAGCAUCCCCGUGACGAAGCUGAUAGUCCUAGUGAAUGUGUGAGUGAAAACCAAAAUGAUAGUUCAGGCGGUACUAGACAAUGUAUGACAGCGAACCAGCGGGAACCUUUGGACAUUGGUAGUGUCGCUCCAAGUGUGGCGGCAAUAAAGCUGGAAUCUUCAGAUGACGAUAGUGCUAUUGCGUGUGAGACGGUAGAUCAGCACGAGUGUUUGGACAAUAAUGAUGCCAUCUCAAAUGUGGUAAACAGGCUUGAGUCUUCACAUAAUACUUGUGCUAUUGCAUGUGAGACGAUAUAUCAGCGGGAGCUUUUGGACAUUGAUAGUACCACACCAAGUGUGACGGCAAACAAGCCUGAGACUUCGAAAGCUACUAAUGUUAUUGCACAUGAAACAGCAGAUCAGGGGAAUCCUUUAGAAGAUAACAGAGACAAAAGGCAUCAGACGGUAAAGCAGCAGGAACCUUUAGAAGAUAACAUUGGCAACACGCAUCUGACGACAAACCAGCUGGAGCCUUUAUUUGACAAAAUUACAAGUGCACGUACACCAGCAAACCCAUGUGAGCAUGUAUGUGAUAACGUUUCUAGUACAUAUUUGAUUGCAAACCAUCGCAAGUCAGUGCAUGAAAACAAUAUGGGGCUAUUCCCGCAUGAGCCUUCUGAAGUAAAAGAUACAGGUACAUUCGAUACAAACGUACGUGUUCACGCAGCUGAAGAAACGUCUGAGGUCCAACGUAUUGAACUGAAAGACCGUAAUGGAAACCAAUUGCCGUCUUGGUUUGUAAACAGUGUUAUCAAAUGUAAAAUGGACUGUUCGUUCAUACUUAACGUUGCAGAAAAUCACAGACUAAUAUUCAAAGCACAGGCUGAAAUGCAUGAACUGCCGUCUUCUUUUAAUUGUUCGGAGGGCAUACGACGUGUAAUAUAUAGACUAGUUUUGGACCCCGAAAAGCAAUUCAAACACAAAAAACAAAGAAGUGUGAUUAGAGAAUACCAUAGAAGAAGUACAGAACGUUCACAUGUUAAACCUAUCGAAAGACUGCAAUGCAUUCCGGAGCUCCCGUGCCUUGAAACCAUUCCAUUGCUUUCAGAUAGUGAACGAAAAAACAUCGUGUAUGCUACGUUAGGAGCUAUGCCCGCGCUGCUUGAUAAAGAGGUGGAUGAGACCUCACAAAUACUUAUUAUUAUGCUUAGCCUAUGGAAAGCAAAUUCUCGAGCUUCAAAAUGUCAUCUAAAUAGCUUGAUAAUAGGUAUUUUUGCACUUCACAUGUUCAACCCGACAGGAUAUGUAUCAUGUCCCGACAUUUUGGAUGCGAUUGAGGCUACGAGCAGACAUAGCAUUGAUGAUUUUAAAAAACGCAUGGAAAAGCAUUUCUGCAAGCAUGAUUAUUUGGCUAGACAUGGCAUAAACAAAGUAUUUAUACAUAAAGUGUCACAGUUCCAGGCUGUCUUUCUUCACACAUAUCACUUAAAUCAGCUGCUUCUUAGAUCCGUGCGUAUGCCAAGUCCCGGCGUGGUACUCAACAGUACAUUUGAUUACAGCAUGUGUCAUUUACUUGAAAAUAACGUGCAGCCUAAGAAUAUUCUGUGCGGAGAAGAAUCCUCCCUUUAUUGCUUGUUCAAAAAGUGGAAAAACUCAAUAGAGGACAGAUGUAAGGGCUUUGCUCGGUAAUAAAUGUGAGCGCUGAUUGCUGCAAAAAAAUGUGACAAUUCAUGCAGAAGACGUUGAAUUAUACAUAAAUGUAUAAAACAGAAUGACUAAGUACAGAUGUAAAGUAGUGGCAAUGACUGUGUCUUCUUUUGCAAGCACUAUUCUCUUCUGACUGAAAAUAUUGAUAUAUAAAAUAUUAAAUUUUGAACAAAACGCAUUGACAGCUGAAAGGAAGAAAACAUGUUACGAAGAAAAUUAGUCCUAAAGUUCUACAUAAAACAAUUUUAAGCAAAGAUCGCAGACCCUUGCAACUGUGUAUGUACGAAUACAGAAAUGAUUAACAUUUGCAAAAUAACUAAAAUAAAACAGUUACACAACGACAAAGCAAACAAACAAGGGAAAUUAAAGAGGGAAGCGAUGUCUAGUGCUAAAUAACCCAGGCGACGUGGGUUCGAGCCCAACUGGAGUCACGACAACACCUUUUCAUAAGACAGCAGCGCUUGGUUUUCCAGGAAGCAGACUCGAAGAGUUGAUACAAUUAACUUGAAGUUUUUAUCCCAGUCGAACUAAAACAAAGUUGAUAUAAAAUGAAUAAAGGGCCGCUUUGAAACAGGUCAUUAUAUCAUAAAUGAACAAAACAUUUCUCAUCCAUGUUAACUGAAUAAGUCAUAAGCGUCUACCUUUACGUCCAGUUUGAACGAAAACAUUAAUUAAAGAUGGGCUUUUUUAUUUUCUAGUCUUUUAGUUUAUGCAACCGACAAGACAGUAGCUAUAGACGAAUUCACAAGGCAUAAACGGUACGAAAAAGACACUCUAUAUUCCUGGUAUGAACAUCUCGGAAAUGACGUACAAGCACAGGGGCUAUAAUUAACUGGCUUUGUUUACGUCAAUAGCUGAAUAACCAUCAAUUUAACAGAUCUGAGUGUCAGACGAAAUAAGUAAUUGCUUUUAUUUCAUAAGAUUUCGGAUGGAUAUCGCAGCUGUCUUUCAGGUUGUCUAUCAGUUACAAACCAAUUUUAAGUAUAAUGACAUCAAAUAACAUCACAUUCUUCUGUCAUGUUUCAAAUAUAUUUCUGCAAGUUCUGACGGAGGCACAAGUCAUGUUAUGUCGUAGUGAAGGUGCAUAUCUAUGAUGAGUAAAUGUUCGUAAAAGAAGGUAUAAUUACAUGUAUAUAUGUGCUUGUGUGCCUACUUUUCUCAUAUGUUAUGAUAAAUGUAUAUAAUCGUUAUGUAAACUGGUUCAUUAAAAAUGUGUAUGCAUAUUUGUACAUAAGCGAUUGUGCAGAUUGGUAUUGUGUGUUGGAAUCCUUAUUCAUAACAUCUGACAUAUCGCUUCAAAUUUAGACUGUGUAUGUGGUAGUUCCAGUCUGUGACUCUAGUUUCCGGAUAGUAAUGAAAGUAUGUUUGUGCCUCGGAAGGAAUUUACCAAAAAAUGGUUCUCUAGGUUACUGGAAAUAAAUUUACCUGUAGACAAAAUAAUGCAAAAUGCUGCUUUAUUAUAUUUAUUGCAUUUGUAAUAUAACUGAUGAACUAUUCAACUUUAAUAUUAUUAUGCAUAUAUAUGUAUUUGCGUUUAGAUAUUUAACAUAUUUUUAUGUCAUUCAUAAAAUAAAUUUUGAAAAAUG
Molecule: messenger RNA, 4661 nt
Organism: Mercenaria mercenaria
Lineage: Eukaryota; Metazoa; Mollusca; Bivalvia; Venerida; Veneridae
Exons: 2
Coding region: 448-3057 (869 amino acids)
Molecular function (GO): nuclease activity
Source: RefSeq, a predicted model, not a curated record